Microthlaspi erraticum is the source of this 300-nucleotide messenger RNA. NCBI's taxonomy places the organism in Eukaryota, Viridiplantae, Streptophyta, Magnoliopsida, Brassicales, Brassicaceae. The record is from the annotation of a GenBank genome assembly.
AUGGCGAUCUUCCGGACAACACUGCUUCUAUUGCUAAUCCUCUUCUGCCUCACCACAUAUGAGAUUCAGGUUCAUGCCGCUGAAGGCGCAGCGGGAGGUGAAGGCGCAGUUAAAAUCGAUUGCCGUGGGAGAUGCCAAGGAAGAUGCAGCAAAUCGUCGAGGACGAAUCUGUGCUUGAGGGCAUGCAACAACUGUUGCUCACGCUGCAACUGUGUGCCACCUGGUACACACGGAAACCACCACCUCUGCCCUUGCUAUGCCUCCAUUACCACUCGCGGUGGCCGCCUCAAGUGCCCUUGA